AUGACUAGUGUUCUAGCUGGCUGUGUCGUUGAUCCAGGCAAGUCAAUUACAGCUCUCAGAGCGCUUUUCCCACUCAAAACUUUAUUAGAGCAGCGGAAUAGGCUCCUCCGCCGACCAUCUUCAACACUCUCCUUCGCCAGCUUCGAUCCGCGCGUCGCAUCUGCUGACAAUGGACUGGGAAUGCGCACCCUAUCCCUCAGUGAAGAAUUAUAUCGCCCCAAACGCGUCGUUAUUGGCAAGUUGGUCGUCAGUUGGGCUCAUAUAGAAGACGGUGUAGACGACGAGGGCAGCUUCCCGAGGAUGGUUGAUAUUUGCGGGCAACGAGUUCAGUGCUCCCAGGACCUAUGGGACAUAUACAAGCUCGACCCCGCCUACGACUGUCUUGUGCGCGUCUUUCCAGAGCUUAGCGUUAUCACCCUCGCCAUCGUCAAGCCAGCCCAACCACAGCCGCUGGGCAAACAUCGGAUGUCCUCUGCAGAGCCUUGUUCAGACGUGCCACCCACUAAAGCCUUUCAUCUCGAAGACAGCGAAGACGAAAUGUCCGUGGAUGAAUAUAUUCAACGAGGACGAAGGUCAGUUGGCAACGACCGACUCAAACGACAGCGGGAAGAGAUAGAGAGGAACCGAAAAAGCAGGCGUGAAAAGGGAGCUCGUCGAGUUGAAGAAUUGACUAGCCGUGGCCAUUCCGUCUUUGAUUUCUCUACUCCGACGACUUCAAGGGAGUCCCCCGGAAAACCGAAACGCAAAGCUGCUUCACUCUUCGACUCUUUGCGCGGCCAUGCCGACCCAGACUACGACACACGAUAUGACGAAGAAGACGAGCGCAACGCGAUGAACUACUCUCCUACCAGGAGCGCUAAACGAACUCGGACUUUCUCUCCCGGUGCUGCUAAGCGCGAUCUCGAAACCCGCAGAGUGGAAAGAGAAAAACAGAAGCGACAACGCCGAGAGCGGGAGUGGGGCUUUCGCAAAGAACAGAAAUACCAACAGUUCUUGAACGAACUAUAUAUGGACAUACCCCCAGAGCCUAUGCUUCAACCAGAAGAUAGCGACAGCGACAGCGAUAGUGACGAUGAAGAGCCUCCAGUGGAUGAAGAAGCGGAAAGGGCUGCUUCCAUUGCAGAAUCUCGUCGCAAGCUUGCUGAACUUGAAGCUGAUCGCCCACUUUGGGAACAAGAGGCAAGAAAGCGAGAGCAGCGGGAAAGGGAGGAGCAAGAAUUGACCAGAAGAAAAGCUGCUGAGCGGCAGGCCGCUGAGGCUCGUAGGGUAGAGCAAGAACGAAGGACUCGAUUGGAAAAGGAACGACAGAAGGCACAAGAAGAAGAGCAAAAACGUGCUGCCCAACAACGAGAGAAGGAACGAAAACAGCGUCAUGCCCGAUUCUCACAGGGGAAAUGGCUGCCGCAGCGGGCUCUUGAGCACUACAUCGUGUCUAGCGACACAUUCGACAACGCCAAGUUCUCUGAUGAGGACCCAAUAGAUUUUGACUCAAUCCCUUGGCCAGUUCUUCACCCACCGUUUACGUUUUCCGUCGAGGAUAUCGGGUGGGCGGCAGUUGAAGCCUUUUUCAGCGAGGCCAGAAAGCACAUGCGGCCACAAGACUUUGUAAACCUCGUCCAAAAGAGCCAUCGCCGCUUCCACCCUGACCGAUGGAGAUCCCGCAAUCUUCUCAAGACUGUGACGAGUGAAGCAGAGCGAGAGUGCCUCGAAGUUGCCACUAAUACGGUUGCGCAGGUGCUUUCGCCGCUAUGGACUGAACUGCGUUAG
Molecule: messenger RNA, 1767 nt
Organism: Mycena indigotica
Lineage: Eukaryota; Fungi; Basidiomycota; Agaricomycetes; Agaricales; Mycenaceae
Product: RING-type domain-containing protein
Exons: 6
Coding region: 1-1767 (588 amino acids)
Source: RefSeq, a predicted model, not a curated record